Cucurbita pepo subsp. pepo (vegetable marrow) is the source of this 1464-nucleotide messenger RNA. RefSeq names its product 7-deoxyloganetin glucosyltransferase-like. Gene Ontology annotation, molecular function: quercetin 3-O-glucosyltransferase activity; quercetin 7-O-glucosyltransferase activity. The record is from RefSeq and is a predicted model, not a curated record. NCBI's taxonomy places the organism in Eukaryota, Viridiplantae, Streptophyta, Magnoliopsida, Cucurbitales, Cucurbitaceae.
AUGGACUCAGUUUGUAUGGUAGAGAAUCAAAAACCUCAUGCAAUGUUGGUCCCACAUCCAAGCCAAGGCCACAUAACUCCAAUGCUCAAGCUCGCAAAGCUCCUUCACCACAAAGGCUUCCACAUAACCUUCGUCAACACACAACAUAACCACAGCCGCCUCCUCAAAUCCCAAGGCGCCAACUCCUUACACCGCUUGCCUGACUUUCACUUCAGAGCCAUCCCUGAUGGCAUGCCAUCGUCUGAUAGCGACGACGCUGCCCAAGAUGUCCCCUCACUCUGCUAUUCCAUCUCCCACAACUGCUUGGCUCCACUCUGCGAUCUCAUUUUAGAUAUCAACUCAAAUUCUAGCCAUGACCUUCCCAAGGUUUCUUGUAUUAUUGGCGAUGGGAUCAUGACUUUCACCAUUGUUGCUGCUCGUCGCUUUCAGAUUCCUAUCGCCUCGUUUUGGACUGCCAGCGCUUGCAGCUUCCUUGGAUAUAUGCAGUAUGACAAGCUUGUUCAACUCGGCUUGGUGCCUUUCAAAGAUGAAAACUUCUUGACAAAUGGAGAUCUCGAAACAACAAUAGAAUGGAUCCCACCGAUGCAAGAAAUUCGUUUGAGAGACAUCCCAAGCUACAUUAGAACAACCAACAAACACGACAUAAUGCUCAACUUUUACCUCCAACAAUUGGAAGCAAUUCACAAAACAGAUGCAAUAAUCAUGAACACAUUUGAGUCCCUCGAACACCACGUUUUGGAAGCACUUUCCUCCAAACUCCCUCCCAUUUACCCAAUUGGUCCAAUCAACCCAUUAGUUGCUGAGCUGAUCCACGACCAUAAACUCCAACAAAUCAACUCAAAUCUAUGGAAGGAGCAAUCCCAAUGCAUGGAAUGGCUUGAUUCAAAGGAACCCAACUCGGUGGUUUACGUCAACUUUGGAAGCAACACGGUUAUGUCACCUCAACAAUUGCUCGAAUUUGCUUGGGGACUUGCCAACAGUGGCAAGCCGUUCUUGUGGUUCAUGAGGCCGGGGAUCGUGGAAGGGAAGGCGGCGGUGUUGCCGGCGGAGUUUAUGGCGGAGACGGAAGAAAGAGGGAUGUUGGGGAGUUGGUGCAAUCAAGAAGAGGUUUUGAAGCACCCUUCUGUGGGAGCUUUCUUAACUCACAGUGGAUGGAACUCGACCAUGGAAAGUAUAAUCGGCGGAGUGGCGAUGGUUUCGUGGCCGUUCUUCGCCGAUCAACAGACGAAUUGUCGUUAUUGUAACACGGAGUGGGGAAUUGGGAUGGAGAUUGAUAAUAAUGUGAAGAGGGAUGAAGUGGAGAAGCUUGUGAAAGAGUUGAUGGAUGGAGAAAAGGGUGAAGCCAUGAGAGGAAAUGCUAAAGAGUGGAAGAGGAAGGCUGAGGAAGCUUGUAAGCUUGGUGGGUCGUCUUCUACAAACUUGGAUCGACUCGUUUAUGUUCUCACGAAUAACGCCAAAAAAUAG